CACCUCUACCUCCAGUAUGCCACAGCUAGAACCAGUGGAUGGUGAAAACACCGGUACUCCCCUCUCAGAUGAUGAAGAAUCUCUCCCAUCAUUAGAUCAAGCUAGUGUCAGUGUUAGUGCUAUGCCAAUGCUCAAUUAUCUUGCUGGAGGUGGGAUUGGAGAUGCUCCAGUGAUUCAAAGUGUGAACAGAGAUGAUGUAGUGCGACCAACAAAGAAAUCCAAAAUAACGGUUGGCAUCAGAAAGAAGAAGGCAGGGAAACAGGUUGCAGAUAAAGAUGAACAGCUAAGUAAAGAUGUAGCUGAACUUGCUGAAGCAAACCAAGGUAUCGUGGAAAAGAUAACAGCCCAACGGAAGAGUUCAGGACGGCUGCAGUACAAAGUGCAGUGGUUGGGCUACGAUGUAAAAGAUGACAGCUGGGAGCCAUUGAACCACAUCGACUCAGCUCACUCUCAAAAAAUCCUCAAGAGAUACUUAGCUGAACAAAAAUAGCUUUGACUUGUACUUGAUUGUAUUGUUGUACAAAUUAAUAAAACAGCAUUUAGUUUUUAAUAA
Messenger RNA from Lineus longissimus, 553 nucleotides. RefSeq names its product M-phase phosphoprotein 8-like. The transcript is spliced from 6 exons. The record is from RefSeq and is a predicted model, not a curated record. The coding region runs from base 17 to 490 and encodes 157 amino acids. Lineage: Eukaryota; Metazoa; Nemertea; Pilidiophora; Heteronemertea; Lineidae.